GUAAACCGAGACGAUGGUUAAAAUCCAACCCCAGCAAAGCGGAAACAGUUCACCUUCGUGUUUAUCCUCCUCUCUCUUUCUUGCCAACUGACGUUUCUCAUCUUAAAUACAAGAAAGAAGGAACGAAGGAAUUCGAACCCAAGCCCAAAAGACGAUUUUCCAACAAGAUAGAGAGCUCUGUAUCUUCUCCGAUUCCUCCAGAGAAGCUUCUCUUCUCCCUCCUCUGUUCUCAGCCUGCGGUGAUCGCCGCGUUCUCAGGUACGUGCUCUUCGAACGAGGCUCUACCGCUUCUCUUCAACCCCUGUGAUGGAUUCCAUGGCUUCUUUUUGCUGUUUUUGCCCUCCAUUUCCUCAUAGAUUCAUAAAGAUGCCGUCUUUUCCCGAUUGUAUGUUGGGUGGUGUCCGAUUUGCUUCCCUGUGUGCAGAGGCUUUUCUGGAAAGCCAAUCGAUUAUGGAAAUCUGUGGGGUGAUAUAGUAGAUAUCAAGUCACUGCGGUGAUUUCGUUAGUUUUUCUAUUUCUGGGAUGAUUUGAAGCUUUUUUCUUCAUUUUUUCCCCUCAUUUUCCUGGUAUUAUAUCGGACGAAUUCGUCGAACUUUUUUGGAAAAGACGAUGAUUUUCAGUUUCUAUUUCUGGAAAAUGUGGGCAUUUUUAUCUCUCUAUAUAUAGGAGAAGGAGGGUUGAUCCGAAGAUGGAAAAAAGGGUUUCUACGGCGUUUUCAGUACAACUCCAAUCGGAAAAGAUAGAUUACCUAUGUUUCAGGUGAAGAAAUUCACGAAUUGGGAGGCAACUGGUUUAAAUUUUUUCUGCAUAUAUGAGCUUCAGGACUUGACAUCCAAGUCUGUUUUUUGAAUAGGAAUCUUACUUCUACAGCUUGUUAUUGAGAACCUUAAACUAUUGGGCAAUGAUGGUGUCAAAAUCAUGUGCAAACCUUUUUGAUAUGGGAUCUAAUGGUGCUUUUGACUUCAAUCAGGCUGUUAGGUCACUUCCUAGAGUGAUGACUUCUCCUGGUAUUAUUACGGAUAUAGAUGGGGUUAUGAGCAGUGAUGAGGAUUCUGAUACUUCGACUUCUUUGUUCUGUGAUCGGAAAAUCAUAGUAGCAAAUUUCCUUCCACUUCAUACUUCAAAGGAUCAAACCAAUGGAACAUGGUGCUUCACAUGGGAUGAGGACUCACUUCUGCUGCAGCUAAAAGAUGGCUUUUCUUCUGAUACUGAAGUUCUCUACAUAGGUAGUUUAAAGGUUGACGUAGAUGUUAGUGAGCAAGAAGAGGUCGCUCAAAAGCUCCUUGAGGAUUACAGGUGCAUACCCACUUUCCUCUCUCCAGAUCUCCAAAAGAAGUUCUAUCAUGGCUUCUGUAAACAGCAACUAUGGCCUCUUUUCCAUUACAUGCUUCCCAUCUGCCUUGACAAGGGUGACCUUUUCGACCGUUCUCUUUUUCAGGCUUAUGUUUCUGCCAAUAAAAUAUUUGCAGACAAGGUUGUAGAGGUUAUCAACUCAGAAGAGGACUAUGUAUGGGUUCAUGACUAUCACCUUAUGCUGCUCCCCACUUUCUUAAGGAGACGACUGAACCAAGUGAGGCUUGGUUUCUUUCUCCACAGCCCAUUUCCCUCCUCAGAGAUCUAUAGGACACUGCCAGUUAGAGAUGAAAUCCUCCGGGCAUUGCUUAAUGCUGAUCUUAUUGGUUUUCAGACAUUUGAUUAUGCUCGGCAUUUCCUUUCUUGCUGUAGCAGGAUGUUGGGCCUGAACUACGAAUCUAAGCGUGGUUAUAUUGGAUUGGAAUACUUUGGCCGUACAGUUAACAUCAAGAUUCUCUCAGUGGGAGUUCACAUAGGCCGGAUUCAAUCGGUGUUAAAUUUUCCUGAAACAGUUACUAAGGUUCAAGAGAUCGAGCAGAAAUUCAAGGGGAAGAAAUUGUUAUUAGGUGUAGAUGACAUGGAUAUCUUUAAAGGCAUCAGUCUGAAAUUGCUUGGAUUGGAGCUUUUACUGGAGAGGUAUCCCAAACUAAGAGGAGAGGUAGUCCUUGUACAAAUUGUCAAUCCUGCAAGAAGCAUGGGAAAAGAUGUGAACGAAGCAAGAGAGGAAGCAAUAUCUAUAGCUAAAAGGAUCAACCUUUCCUAUGGUGCUCUUGGUUACGAUCCGGUGCUCCUUAUUGACAACCCUAUUCCUUUUUAUGAAAAAAUUGCCUUCUAUGUGGCAGCAGAAUGUUGCAUUGUAAAUGCUGUUAGAGAUGGCAUGAACUUAGUCCCAUAUGAGUACAUUGUCUGCAGACAGGGAACUGAGGAGAUGGAUAAACGUAGGGGUGUUGGUUUGGAGUUAACUCGCACAAGCACACUUAUUGUCUCCGAGUUCGUAGGUUGCUCUCCAUCUCUUAGUGGGGCUUUCAGGGUCAACCCUUGGAGCAUUGACGAUGUGGCUGAUGCUUUAUAUCAAGCAACUGACUUGUCAGUAUCUGAGAAGCAACUGCGUCAUGAAAAACAUUACCGCUAUGUCAGCUCCCAUCAUGUUGCUUAUUGGGCCCGCAGCUUUGACCAAGAUCUGGAGAGAGCAUGUAAAGAUCACUACAACCGAAGGUGCUGUGCCAUUGGAUUUGGCUUAGGUUUCAGAGUUGUUGCCCUUUCUCCUAGUUUUAGAAAGUUGUCCUUUAAUCACAUUAUUUCCUCAUACAAGAAAACCCAUAGGAGGGCAAUAUUUUUGGAUUAUGAUGGUACCCUUAUUCCUGAAGCAUCUAUCAAUAAAACUCCAAGUGCAGAUAUUGUAUCCAUCCUGAACAACUUGUGCAGUGAUCCAAAAAAUACUGUGUUUAUUGUCAGUGGAAGAGGACGGACUUCUCUUGGUGAAUGGUUUGCACCCUGUGAUGCCCUUGGUAUUGCUGCUGAACAUGGCUAUUUCAUUAGAUGGACAAAAGCCACUGAUUGGGAAUCUAGUUCAAGUGUUGUCGACUCUGACUGGAAGAAGAUUGCAGAACCUGUUAUGAGAUUAUAUACUGAGACAACAGAUGGCUCCUAUAUAGAACCAAAGGAGAGCGCAUUGGUAUGGCAUCAUCAGUAUGCAGAUCCUGACUUUGGUUCUUGCCAAGCCAAGGAACUGUUGGACCAUCUUGAGAGUGUUCUAGCAAAUGAGCCAGUGGUUGUUAGGAGAGGUCAGCACAUCGUGGAAGUUAAACCUCCGGGAAUUAGUAAAGGGCUGGUUGUGGAGAAGCUUAUCAGAACGUUGGUCAAUAGUGGGAAGCCACCAGAUCUUGUGAUGUGUAUUGGGGAUGAUCGAUCUGAUGAGGACAUGUUUGAAAGCAUCAAUAGUACAUCUUCAAGUAAUCUAUUUCCUGCAGUUCCAGAAGUGUUUGCAUGCACGGUUGGACAAAAGCCGAGCAAGGCCAAGUAUUAUCUCGAAGAUAGUGGUGAAGUGAUAAGAUUACUGCAAGGCAUUGCUGCUGUUUCAAGGCCAAAAAAUAAGAUAACCCACAAUCAAGUUUCCUUUGAAGGGCCGCACGAAGUGGAUGAUUAAGCCUAUUCCUCCUUUAGUUACUGGUGACAGCCUGUACAUUCUGAUGGUCUACAUCUUCUGAAAUCCAUAUAUCUUAGCAUAUUCUAAUGUUUGGAGUUCAUCUUUGGGAUCCUGACUUUGAUAAAGCCUUUUCUGUCAUCACAUUCAUAGGCAGUACGCAUUUGAACAGCAGGGCUAAUGACUGACUUGGAUAUGAUUGAAGGUGCCGACAUUGAAGGCAGUUUUGAAAGUGCAAGGAAUGUUUGAGGUAUUCUUUUGCGACAUUUCUAGAAGUCCGAGAUGCAGGAGACACCAUUAUUUUGUAUAGGAACUGGCACAUAUAACCAAUUAGCCAAACGUUAGUGAAUACAGUUUUCUAACUUCAGAGCUUUUGUUCACUUGCUUGAAUCUGUUUUUUCGGACGCAAUGUGUAUAUAUAUAUAUACAUAUUUAUAAAAAAUUCUCAUUUGUGUUUUCAUUCU
This is a messenger RNA of Elaeis guineensis (African oil palm), 3960 nucleotides long. NCBI's taxonomy places the organism in Eukaryota, Viridiplantae, Streptophyta, Magnoliopsida, Arecales, Arecaceae. The record is from RefSeq and is a predicted model, not a curated record.